AUGUGGCGUCAGCAUCGGCUGCUGAAGAGCAUGGGUCCUUGCCCAGACCGCACGGAGAUAUGGCAGGCAUGGAGGCACUUUGCAUCCUUUAAAGCCAGCGUUCGCGCCCUGCAGAAGACCAGCAGAUUAGCUAGAAGACAGCACAUUGAAGAACUGAUAAUCCUUGCUGAAAAAGCAUCGCAGCAGCCCAAUCAGUCUGAGGUUUAUCGGGUUAUCAAUCAGCUUGCCCCCAAAAAGCGAGUAGAGAAGGUGCGGAUCCGUACCCAAGACGGAGAGCUGCUGGGUCAGAAGCAGGAGUUUCAGGCCAUUUACGAGUAUUUCAGUGGAGCUUUCAGCAGGACCACUGAUUACCAACGCCCAUCCCUUGAAGCUCUCAACAUAACUGCCUCCGUGGUCGAUGUUGCUAUUUCGCAGCUUAAGAGCAUCCCGGCCCGAGACGAUGCAUGGCACCUGGUGUGCUCCAGUCAGUGCUACGGGCCGACCAGGAGCUCGCACUUGCAGCACCCGCAUGCCGGCUGCCUCAGUGCGAUGUUGAUCUUCCUGACCUCCUUGCGCCCCUGCUCCCUGAGGCUGUGGUUGCUGUACACCGCUGAAGAUAUGCUGUGCUCCUUCGGGCCCGAUGCCUCAACCCGGGGUCGCUUGGAUGAGGAGCUAAGGAUAAAUGAGGGCGGCUUCGUCUGGUUAAGGGGGGCGUCUAUUAAGCUGUUCGGCCACACUUAUCAUGGGUAUGGUCAUUUGUUGAGCCUUGUAGAGCGCCUUCCUGAUGAGCUGAAUGUUGCCAGAGGCAAGGCAUGCCUUCCACUCUUGAGCGAGAAAUUGGAGCUGCCCCUGACGUUUCAGCAGCUUCACUUGUUUCGCUUUCCGGUCUUCAAUGACUCGCCCCAUAUGCGAGCUAUGCAGGAGCUCUUUCCGGAGGGUGCGCUCACGAUGGAGGUCUUGACCUCUCUGGAAGCCGUGUUGCCUGACGAGCUCCGUAGGGAUUUGCUGGCCAACAACCCGCCCGACCAGGCGGCGCUACAUCGGAUGAAAGCGUGGCUGCUGGGCACGAUCGAACUGUAUCAUGCGGCAACUCGGGUCUCGUGGGCUCUCCACCGAGCGGAUCUGAGCGAUGAGGUCCCACGCGCUAACGUUCCCGACAUUUACCUGGAGGUCUUCUUGCAUAUUGGAAACUUUUGCUUGGCUGCAGCUACGCUUGAGGAUGUACAGGCAAUCGUGGAUGAUUCGAUGAGUGAUGUUCUUAAGAUUGAGGAUCGUGUGGCGCUUACAGAGUCAGUGCAUAAGUGGUGCGCGCUUCAUCAAGGGACAGUGGAAAGGACUGUUCGCGAGAUCGGGCAGAAUGUCCGACGUGGGCCUUAUAUCCGUCGUGGGCCCAGUGUGACGGCUGCCGAUUUGUAUGAGGGGCUUUUGGCUUCUGACCCUGUGCUGGGUUUGGCUGCUCUUGAGAAGAAGUUAAAGCUUCGCAAAGCUGGAACAGGGGCGCGUGUGGAAGCAGAGGACUUGUGCAGGCGAAAGUUUCCGGCAAUUGCAGUUGACCCCGGAAGCCAUCAGCAAGCGGUGGCCGAGCCACCGAAGGACCAGCCGGCGCCUUCUCCGGAGGAUGCAGAUGCGCCAUACUUUGUUGUUGUGAGUCGUAGUGGGCACAGACGUCUUCACAUGUCACGCACUUGUGCUGUAAGGCAGGAGCGUUGCUUGGAGACCAUUCCUUUGUACAGCAUCACUCAGGAUUCUGCAGAUGCAAUUUGUAAGUUAUGCAGGCCCCGGCUAAAGGAGCAAGGGGCGGUCAGCAGUGAGUCCGCAUCCUCAGAUGCAGUGGAGCCGUGA
Symbiodinium sp. CCMP2592 is the source of this 1821-nucleotide messenger RNA. The record is from the annotation of a GenBank genome assembly. NCBI's taxonomy places the organism in Eukaryota, Dinophyceae, Suessiales, Symbiodiniaceae.